AUGACACUCACCGAUCUCGAGGCCAGAAUGCUGGCGGUAGCCCUGCAGCAGACCGAGCAGCAGGCAAGGGAUGUGAGUCGCCUCGAGGAGCUGAUCGAGCGAGAACAGUCGAGAGCAGAGACACAUCUGCCCAGGACCGCGGCAGUCCUCGAGGCUCUGACGGCGGCCGAGGAGGACCUGUCCAAGAUGAAGAGCAUCGUCGCGCGGCUCGAGGACCUUGAACGCUCGCUCAGUGCCCACCGGCAGAUGGCGGAGACCAAGACGCAGCGGCUCGGCGGGGGCAGGGACCCGUCCUUGGCCCGCGAGGUGACGUCCUAUGAGCACCUCGAGAUGGUCACGGAGCAGCACCGGCUGGUCACGGCCGACCUCGUCCUCGCCCGGAGGUGGCGGUGCGCGCUGGAGUGCCGGCUCUGGGCGCUUGGGUCGAGUUGCUGCUACGUCGUGCAUGAGCAGAUGGUGCACGCGGACAUGAUCAAGGGCUUCGAAAACAACCUGAGGAAAUCUCGCGACAGGUACCGGGCUCUCUUGGUGGUUGCUGAUGCCGAUAAUCUGGCUGGGUAUGAGAGUGGAACGGACAGGAUUCGGAGGGACGGGGACGCCACUGUAGUGUUUGUCGCUUCUCGCGUCUAUCAGCUCGUCACUUCUCCUGGUCCAGUCGCCCCGAUGCAGCACCUCUGGAUACCGCGGUGA
Molecule: messenger RNA, 690 nt
Organism: Pyricularia pennisetigena
Lineage: Eukaryota; Fungi; Ascomycota; Sordariomycetes; Magnaporthales; Pyriculariaceae
Exons: 1
Coding region: 1-690 (229 amino acids)
Source: RefSeq, a predicted model, not a curated record